Xiphophorus couchianus (Monterrey platyfish) is the source of this 4293-nucleotide messenger RNA. RefSeq names its product CD166 antigen homolog. Bases 245 to 1927 code for a protein of 560 amino acids. NCBI's taxonomy places the organism in Eukaryota, Metazoa, Chordata, Actinopteri, Cyprinodontiformes, Poeciliidae. Gene Ontology annotation, molecular function: cell adhesion molecule binding. The record is from RefSeq and is a predicted model, not a curated record. The transcript is spliced from 16 exons. Gene Ontology annotation, cellular component: plasma membrane; cell-cell junction. Gene Ontology annotation, biological process: cell-cell adhesion.
UACCUGUUUGAGCAGAGCUGAUGUGAGCGCGAGCACAUGCCACGUUGGGAGAGGAGCCAAGACCAACCAGCGCGAGGGAGCGAAGCGAGCCGGGCGCGCGAGGACUCUUUGAUUUAAUCCACCCGCUUAAAUAAGAACAAUAAAAGAAGAAGGAAGAAAAAAAAGAAAGAAAAUUGUGAAGUGGGUUUUAACAAACCUUCGAAUCAGAAACAGAGCUGACUAAGGAUCUGUGAGAAUCGCCAGGAUGAUGCACUUGUUGUCCCUCCUCUUCUCCGCGCUCCUGUGCCAAGUGUCGUCGCUGGAAAAAAGCGUCACCGGCCUGUAUGGGGAAACGGUGGAGAUUCCUUGCACCGUCGGAGCCAACAAAAUCGAAAACGUCACGUUGACGAAAUGGAAAUAUGAAAAUGUAGACCUUUUGGUCAAAUCUAAGGGCAAGGAAACUGUAAUCUUAGCCACCGAUGAGUACAAGGACCGCAUCAGCCUGGCGGCAAAUCUCAGCCUCCUGCUUACUGGAGCCAAACUGACCGACCAGCACACCUUCACCUGCCAGGCGUUGAUUACCACAAACAUUGGCCUAGAUAUUAAAGAUUUUUCACAUGCUCUAAUCGUCCACAAGGCGCCCGAAGCUCCUUUUAUAACUGAGAAGGCAGCAGAACUGGAGAUUGGCAAACUCACAAAGCUUGGAAAAUGCGUUGCAAAAAAUGCUAAUCCACCUGCAAAGAUCGUAUGGCUGAGGAACAACAAAACCCUUACGCCUGAAGAAAACCGGACUGUGAUUAAUGCGGGAAAUACCUCCAGCCCCUUAGACGCCGAAUCCACGCUGCUGUAUUCUGCGCGGAAAGAAGACACAGGCGCCCAGUUCAGCUGCAGGGCGGAGCACUCGCUGGCCAGUGGCCUCUUGUCCCCCCCACAGACCUUCGUCAUCAACUACUCCACAGAGAAGCUCAUCCUGGAGGUCAUCUCAAAUUCUCUACCCGUGGAGGGAAACGACGUGACUCUGAAGUGUGUGGCGGAUGGAAACCCUCGUCCCACCAGCUUUAACUUUCACAUCAAGGGAAAUGUGACGAAAGUGGAAAAUUCAGACAAUUACACCAUCACAAACAUCUCACGCAACGACAGCGGAGAAUACAAAUGCUCUCUAAUUAACCGCCCCUCGAUAGAAGCGGCCAAGAACAUCGUAGUCCAGUACCUAGACGUCAAAUUAAACCUAAAUAAGACGGUCAUCAGACGCGCAGGCGACUUUUUGAAUCUAAGUGUCGGCAUUGAUUCCUCCGCAACACCAACAGUCUCAUGGACAAAGGGAGGUGUUAAGAUGAACAAAGAGCCCAAGAUCACCAAGCUUGCCUACUCAGAUGCCGGUUUGUAUGAGUUGGAGGUGACGAUGGGCCCCCUCAGCAGAAAGGCUUCUUUUCAUCUGACUGUCGAAGGUGCUCCGGUUAUCAGAAAACUGGACGAUCAGAACGACAAAGACGGCCACCGUAAAGUCUUAAUUUGUGAGGCCGAAGGUUCCCCAAAGCCAGCUGUUUCCUGGAACAUCAACGGCACUUUGAUUGAUGAGAAAUCCUUCGACAAUGGCACAAUAAAACAUAAGAUCUCAGUGAUGCCCUCUGCAAACCUGAGUGUAGCUUGUACAGUGUCCAAUUUGUUUGGCAUUGACACCAGAGUCAUAACUGUGUCUUCUCUAUUUGAGGAUGUGAAAGUGGAUAAACGAGAUUCUUCAGACGAUGAUGACAAAACCAAACUGGUUGUCGGAGUUGUAAUUGGGCUCCUGGUCGCAGCGUUGGUUAUAGGCGUGGCCUACUGGAUGUACAUGAAGAAAUCCAAGCAAGGAAGCUGGAAAACUGGUGAGAAGGAGAAUGGGUCUUCUGAGGAGGAGAAGAAGUUGGAGGAGAAGAUGGAGGAGAACAGCCAGAAAGCUGACGUGUAGACAGAACCAUUUCUGAAAGAGUGAAGUGAAAGGUAGAGACCAAGUGAGGACGCAGAACUUUUGCACAUUUCUCUUCACCUCAGUUCUGGGAAACAUUACCGUUUAUUUGGGAUGACGACAGCUUGGAUUUGGUUUCAGGGACACUUUUACAAAUAAAAAAGAAAAAAAAAGCAUAAUCCAGACAUCCCUCACCCCCUCCACUAAUUAAACAAAAAGAAUGGAUACUGUAUGUGAUACAUAAGUCGUCUGCACUACUGAUACAUGUGUAAACUCCUCUACCAUUAGGAUUCAUGUUUAUUAGAAUAACAUUUUUUGCAAAGGGAGAACAUGCAGACCUUUCCUUUUGGGUUUCUUUUAGUUCGAUGGAAGUGAAGUUACUCCUAGACUCGUUGCCUUCGCCGUAAGGAUGCAGAGGCCUGCGUUAGUCUGUGUUUGACUCUUAGCUCUCGAGUACGUUGCGGGAGCUAAGAGAUGUUUCCAUUGCUUCUUAGUUUCAUGCCAUCUCAGGCCAGCCACCUCUGCCUUCAGUGUCAGUAGAUAGUAGUAGUAAAAUCUGUUUGUGCAUUUAUUUCACUUUGUAAAUUUAUCAGAUGGAAAAAUCGAUCAUGAGAUCAGGGCCUAGAAUGCCUCGAGAAAGCAUUCGUUUCCCCUUUGAGCCUUUCCAUAUUUUGUCAUCAUGUUGCAAUCACAAACUUAAAUGUGUUCUGUGGGACUUUUGUGAUAUUUGAACAAUGCAAUACCCUUGGACUUAAUUAAAGGGUGUCAGAUUAAAGGGGUCUGAAAAAGUCAAGGAUUUUUGGUCUAGCUUUUAGUCUUGGAAUAAGACAUUUUAACUUGUAUGGGAAAAUGUCUUUAGAUAUACACAGAUUCUACUGUUAUUCAACUAUACAUUUAAAUUGCACAUAUUGAAUAAGAAUUCAUUCCAAGGCUUGAGUAAUAAUAAAAUAAAUAAUAAUAACAAAACAAAAUCUUGUUCCACUGGUAGAUUAUUUCACCUACUAGUCUUUGUUCAUAAACACCGAGGAACUGACUUGAAACAAGCUCAUGUUUCUUGCCGAAAAGUUACUUGCAAGUUAGUUUUCCCUUAUUUUAAUUGUACCAAGAUAUUUGCACUCAAAACUAAACCAAAGAUACUUGACAAGAUUUUCUUUCUUGUUUUCAAGCAUUUUUUUAAAAUGAGUGGAUGACAUUAAAUCCCCCCAUAUCCCCCCAAGAAUACAGAUUAAAGUUUGUGGCGGUAACAUGACAAAUGUGGGGACAAAAUGGAGUUCUUUGGAUACUUUUACAAGGCACUGUAUGUUCUCAUACGCAGCAUUAGGUAAAAACGGCAAUAUGAUUUUCCAUGUAAAUUAGGAACUAGGUAAUUUGUCACAAAGCUGUGUGGUGUUAAUAAAUGUCUUUGGUUUUCUUUUUGUCUUACCAUGAGAUGAGAUUAUUUUUUGCUUUUCUUUUUUUCUUGUUUUGUUUGCUUUCUUACUGUCCGUGACCUGUGCGUUCGGCGUAACCGCGGCACAACACAAAGAAGGUAGAUUACUGGGAGAAUGUACAGCACCCGCUCGACUUGCUGGCUUUAGUUUCCGCUUCACGCAUCUCUCACAAAACGAUCCCGUCGGCCUGCAGUUACGAGAGGACGUGUUAGUUUGUGGGAACUUUGAGUCUGAUGUCAUCAGUUUUGCGCUCCAUCAGUGUUUGAGGAAUGAUUGUUUCUUAAGUAGCCAUGGCGUCACUUUGUGGAACUGGGGGAUGGAUAGGAUGCGCGUCUCAAAGUAGCCUUUAUGAUAUGUUUGCCUUCUUUUUAAAAAAAAAAAAACCUACCUGUAACUACUUAAGUUUGUUAUGUGCACUAGGGGUUCAUGUUUCAAGUGUGUGUAGAAUAGAAUGGGAUACGCGCAGCUGUACAUGUCACGAUUUUUGGUCCAUUUUAAGAGCAUUAGUCAAAACUGACAGGAAAAAAAUUGUUUUAACAUUGGGGAUGUAAUUGUGAAGUGUGUGAAUUUUAUUUUCUUUAUGCUAUUUAUAUCAUUCAAAAUUAACGAUCCUGGUAGGCGUAUCGAUUACCGUCACAUAUCUAUGAUUUAAACUGUCGCUAACUUGCUUGCAGACCUUACUUAAAAAAAACAAAAACAAAAGAGAUUAACUCAUCAGUAGUUUGCGUAGAGUCUGGUUGAAUUAUAUAUCAAGCAUGUUGUAAUCUCAGAUCUCCAAGCUGCUGUUUGUUGCCUACCUUGUGGAAAAAAAACCCCAACAACUAUCAAAUUGGAAGAAUGACCAAAGAAAGUGAACAUUGCCAUGCAAGUAUUGUAAAUAUCUGAUGUUUGUUCUUUUUGUACUUUUGUUUAAAAUAAAAUGUACAUUUUGAAAAGUUA